AUGAAGCUUCUGAUUCUGGUCUUCAGUAUACUAGCUGGUGCUUCCGCAAAGCCUCAGGGAUACAAUUUGUCACCGCCUUCUGGUCCAUCUUUGCUCCCACGAACAUGUAGCAACGGGCAGGUGUUGCAUGUGGACGGCAGAUGCGUAACUCCAAGAGUCAACCGUCGUGUGUUCUUAUAUGAUGUGCCAAAAACUCCCACACCAGCAGGUCCACCACCUUUUAUCCCUGCACCAACUGUUGAGACCAACCUUUUGUUCAUCCGAACUCCUGAAGGAGGAGAAGGACCAGAUCCUAUUGUUGUCCCUCCUCCACAAAGGGAGCACGUCUUAUACAUCCUCAAUAAGCAAUCCGAGGAAGGUCAGAAGGUGAUCGAAGUUCCAGCUCCGCCACCUUCUGAACCUGAAGUGUACUUCGUCAACUACGCUGAAGGAGAGAAUCCCACCCUUCCCAGUGGAGUAGAUCUGCAGACUGCAUUAGAUGCGGCUUCUGAUGGAGGCGGUCAAGUAGUCGGAGGUUUUGGUGAUGGUACUGUAGGUGUUUCUGGAAUCAGCAACGGUUUUGGAAACACGAAUAGUUUCGGCAGCAGCAACGGGUUUACAAGUACCAGUGGUGCAAAUAGUAACGGUUUUGGAAGCACCAACGGCUUUGGAAUUGCCAACGGGUUUGCACGCACCAAUGGCUUUGGAAGUACCAACGGUUUUGGAAGCAUAAAUGAUUUUGGAAGUACUAACGGAUUUGGAAGUAACAAUGGAUUUGGAAGCACCAAUAGCUUUGGAAGUACCAACGGUUUUGGAAGCACCAAUGAUUUUGGAAUUACUAACGGAUUUGCAAGCACCAAUGACUUUGGAAGCACCAACGGGUUUGGAAGCACCAGUGGCUUUGGAAGUACCAACGGGUUUGGAAGCACCAGUGGCUCUAGAAGUACAAACGGUUUUGGAAGUACCAACGGAUUUGGAAGCACCAGUGGCUUUGGAAGUACCAACGGGUUCGGAAGCACCAAUGAUUUUGGAAGUGCAAAUGGGUUUGGAAGCAGUAACGACUUUGGAAGCAUUAAUGGAUUUGAGAACAUCAGCGGGUUUGUUACCAGCGGUGUGAGCAGCAAUGGAUUUGGAAGUACCAAUGACUUUGCAAGCCCCCGUAGCUUUGGAAGCACCAUUGGUUUUGGAAGUACCAAUGGGUUUGGUAACAGUGGAAUUAAUAACAACAAUGUUUUCGAAGGUUCUUUUGCUCUAGGCAGCAAUGGUUUAGUAAGCAGCACUAGUAAUGACAAUGGCAUCGGUUUUGCAAGCAAUAAUGCUCAAGCAAGUAGUGUAGGUUUGGCUGGUAGCAGUAUCACCACUCUCCCAAACAGCGGACAAGCUUCUUCACUACCACAGCUGUAUACAACACCUUAAUAUGCAACUAAAAUAAAGUGAUUCAUAUCAUAACUUUGAACAUGAUAGAUAUGUUCAUAAAUAGCUGCUUGUUCAACUAAUCUAAGUACAGCUUGAAGACCUUUGUUAUAAUAAAACAGUACAACUAAGA
This is a messenger RNA of Penaeus chinensis, 1525 nucleotides long. RefSeq names its product hyphally regulated cell wall protein 3-like. The transcript is spliced from 2 exons. NCBI's taxonomy places the organism in Eukaryota, Metazoa, Arthropoda, Malacostraca, Decapoda, Penaeidae. The record is from RefSeq and is a predicted model, not a curated record. The coding region runs from base 1 to 1395 and encodes 464 amino acids.